This is a messenger RNA of Daphnia pulicaria, 2274 nucleotides long. RefSeq lists its product as uncharacterized. Gene Ontology annotation, molecular function: zinc ion binding; nucleic acid binding. NCBI's taxonomy places the organism in Eukaryota, Metazoa, Arthropoda, Branchiopoda, Diplostraca, Daphniidae. The transcript is spliced from 3 exons. The record is from RefSeq and is a predicted model, not a curated record. Bases 607 to 1509 code for a protein of 300 amino acids.
CUUGACUGAGUGUGUGAAGCAGACGACGCUAGUAAGAGAGUAGGGUCAGUCUGGACUAGCUCGUCCCCGCCUAACGUUGUGCUCUCAACGUCUCUCGAUUACAUCUUCAGAAAAUUAUCUGUGUAUCCAGCAUUUCGGCAUCGACAUCCCACCAACGAUCGCCAAUCUCACGUGGCGCCGCACAAAUUUGCCGCUAGGUGCGCAACACCAGAGUAGUUCGCAGUUACAAUUGUAUUUCGGUAAUCAAAUCCACUCCAACGAACGUCGAGCUAGCGUGGUGCCGCACAUUUUUGCCGCCAGGCGCUCAACACAAAAGUUUCGUCAAUUCAAUCGAGUUUCGGGAACCCAACUUUAUUCAUCACGAUCCGUAUCACACGGCCUGGAAUCGCAUAUUCCGGGAACACGCCACCCCCAGCUUUAGUUACCCCACGCCUCCGAUAGGAGCGCCCUAUCAAGGUAUACACUCCUGAUCUUCGCAUAUUGAUACCACGUCAAUCUACGCAACUACACGCACGCAGCGCGUCCUCACCCUGUCGCAGUACAAGUGGGUCGACAUCACACUCAUUCUUUACAUUCUCGCUGUAGAAUACGCUCGCAACCACAAUCAUGGCCGCAGCCAUCGCCGCCGCAGCAGCAGCCGCAGCCAAUGCAGUUCCGCAACAACCAAUAGUGAAUCCACCCAGAGCAUUUAAGCCUUAUGGGUCACCACCACCCUUCGAUCUGGAAGCUGAACGCGAUUCAUUCGGCGUAUGGGAAGAAGGAUGGAAGAUAUUUCUGGCUCUGUCAACCAUCGACGAAGUACUCGACGCCGCCGCACGCCCCGCGUAUAAGACGAACCAGCUUAAAUCUUGCCUGUCAACCCCUACGUUGCAAGCUGUACUUUCUGCCGGACUCACGACUGUCCAACUGGGAGAUCACGAGGAAAUCAUCAACCUACUCCGUACCCGCUGCAAUGCGGGCCGGAACCGGCAUGUCUGGCGUCAUCAAUUCGCAUUAUGUUUUCAGCUCCCAAACCAAUCAGCAGACAACUGGCUAUGCAGUCUCCGAGAUAUCAGCCGCAAGUGCGACUUCGGACAAGAUUGUUGUGCCCGAUGCGAACCGACGCGUAUAUUGGGCCAACUGAUAUCCGGCGUAUCAGACAACGCCGUUCGCAUAAAACUUCUAGAGCUCGGCGACGCACUCACCCUAGAGCAGGCACUAACAAUCCUCCGAUCGGCCGAAACAUCCCAACUACAAGCUGCGUCUCUUCAACAAAACGAUCAUGCCAUCAACGCUAUCCGCCGCUCGGCCUACAAAUCUAGCAAGUCACCUACGCGUGACAACAAACAGACACGUUUUGCCCCGGACACGAAAUCUAACGACCGAACGUCAGCGCCAUGCCGUUAUUGUGGCGGGCCCCGACGACACAGCACAACUCAAUGCCCGGCAUUCGGGAAAAGCUGCGACAAUUGCGGCAAAGACAAUCACUUCGCGUCGGUGUGUGAGAGCGACACCGAUCUUCAAGACUAACACGGCUACAUUCCUCUCGGCGAGUCGGCGUUAUCAACGCCAGAAUGUCACUUUGCCUCUCUUGCCAUCAUUCAUGUUUUCCCGUCCCAAUUGAUUACGGCCACAAGGAACGUUACGCGUCCGUAUUUUGUUCCGUGUUGUCCCUCAAAACAGCCAUGCCCCCCGUUUCCUUUUCAUCUAUUAAUCAAGCCUACUUCGUCAACGCGUGGUGGCCAUGCCAGGAACGGCCACACCAACUAACGUCCCAGCCGGGAUCGUCUCAGCCGCGAUCAUCCCAGCCGCGAUCGCCCCAGCCGCGUUCAUCCCCCCCUCCAGCCCUGGAGCCAGACAGCGCGCCGCUUCGCUACCCGGCUUAGUGUGGAUUCACGCGAGCCACACCGAUCUUCAAGACUAACCCGGCCACGUUCCCCUCGGCGUUAACAAAGCCAGAAUUUCAUUUUUGCCCGCUCUUGUCAUGAUUCAUGUUUUUCCCGUCCCAAUUAAGUACGGCCACACAGAACGUCACGCGUCCGUAUUUUGUUUCGUAUUGUUCCCCAAAACAGCCAUGCCCCCCUUGUCCUUUUUCACGUAUUAAUCAAGCCCUACAAAGAAAGCAAACCCGGAAAGAAAGGGCAUGUAUUGACUUGACUGAGUGUGUGAAGCAGACGACGCUAGUAAGAGAGUAGGGUCAGUCUGGACUAGCUCGUCCCCGCCUAACGUUGUGCUCUCAACGUCUCUCGAUUACAUCUUCAGGUAAUACACAGUUUCUCCCUACAAUCGUUGGUC